AUGGAGGACCAGUCACAAUCAGAUAUCAUCAAAGCAAAUCCAGUCGGACGUGGUCUUUUUACCUUUCAAGAUCUUUUUAAUUCCAUCUGCAAAGAUGCAGAUCCUGUCUAUGACCAGCACAUUCUAAACCAGCUGAGCGAAGAAGAUCUUCAGAACCUUGCUCUCGUUCUUCUCUCAUCACUUCAAGUCCUUCCGGCUGCCCGAUUACUCCAUUCCAAACGCGGAAGAGCAUUCUUUGUCGAAUUGUCAACCCUAAACACGAAGAUCACGAGCGAAGACUUCGACCUCCAGUGCAUCAAACCUCUCCUGAAGGCUGCCCUCGCCGACGACCCUGACGAUGAGCUGAUUUGGCGUCAAAUCAACAACCUCGUUAUCGAAGCCACCCCACCGCCCCGAACGAUAGCGUCUUCACUUCAACAAACUCCCUGGCUGCACAACACAAGCAGUUUUAUAAACUCGUCCGAACACCGCAGAUAUGUUGACGGUAUACUCAAGGAGGAGCUCGGCACUAUGUAUGUCGGGCUUCCCGGCUUUCGAGACGCAUACUUCGGAAGUGUGGCUGGACUUGAGACAGCGUCCAAGAUGUUUUUCGAUCAGUGCCUCAAAGGGAGCGAUCUUGCCUUCCAAAACGGCUGGCGGGGAUGGCCCCAGGAUGCAAACGAGAAAAGCGUGCUGGAGUGGCUUGCGAACUUCGUGAGGAAGCUAGCGCUGUUUACGAACACCCAGAAGCCAAAUACGAAACGUCAACGAGACCUAGCACAGCCUAACACGCCGAUGCAGGGUUCCACAGCAGAUCGCAAAUUGGAUGUUGGGUUUGUUGACAACAUGAAGCCUGACCAAGAGCCUCGAUACCACUGGAAGCAGAUACUGGUACCUGGAGAACUCAAGAGCAACCCGUCUGCUGACACAGCCUCCAAGUCGUGGCUCGACCUCGGGAGAUAUGCGAGGGAAGUGCUCGCUGCACAGGACAGCCGACGUUUUGUCCUGGGCUUUACACUCUGCGGAUCCCUCAUGAGGGUCUGGGCAUUUGACCGGCUUGGAGCUAUUGCGUCAAAUCAGUUCGACAUUAACAAAGAUGGGCAGCAAUUUGUAUCCACGAUACUUGGGUUUCUCUGGAUGGAUGAAGAAGCCCUAGGAUUUGAUCCGACGGUCAUGACAAUGAACGGCGAACGCUUCAUUGAGAUUGAGAGGAAUGAUUCUAAAGAGGGGAUCGUUAUUGAUGGGAUAAUCCUACGAGCGCGCUGUGUGGCUGGCCGGGCCAGCACUUGCUGGAAAGCACAUCCCCAAGGGCACCCAGAAACGGUACUUGUUGUCAAAGAUUCAUGGCAAUACCUUGAACGCGAUGAGGAGGGUGACCUCUUGCGUGAGGUGACAGACAAAGGCGUCGUGAAUGUGGCUCGGUAUUAUUAUCACGAAACAGUCCAGGUUAACGAGAAAAACGAUGACAUCUGGAACAAUGUUCGGCACGGUCUAGAUGUCACAGCAGCAACCAACUAUAGGCCACGACAACAGAUACAACCAAGAAACAUAGCAAAAGAUACCACAAGGAAGGGCCGCAGCAGCACCAGUCAGAAGCGUCCAUCCAGCCAAACCGAGUCCACUUUGCCCCCAAACAAGCGAUCCUGCUCCGUGUCUCCAACAAAGGCUACAAAUAUGCCACCAAAUCGGGUUCAUCGGCGCAUCAUUCUUAGGGAUUAUGGCAAGCCUAUUUACAGGGCAAGCUCUCGAUCAGCACUACUUGCUGCCCUAGUAGGCUGCAUUGAAGGCCAUGAGUCUUUGUACAAGGCAGGCAUCCUCCACAGAGAUAUAUCCAUCAAUAAUCUCAUGAUCAAUGAGGAUAGUAGCAACUCAUCGUGGCCUGCGUUUUUGAUCGACCUUGACCUCGCCAUUCGGGAGCAGCGAGAGGGUGCUUCGGGUGCCAAAGGAAAGACCGGCACGAGGGCCUUUAUGGCUAUUGGGGCGUUGCUAGGCGAGCAACAUUCGUUCAUGCAUGACCUAGAGUUGUUCUUCUGGGUCCUGUUUUGGAUAUGCAUUCACUAUGAUGCAAAUGGCAAAGAUGUUGGCCCAACUGGGUUUGACAGGUGGAACUACGAGAGCGAUAACACGUUGGCUGAGCUCAAGAUGGGUAUGGUUGCUGAUGAGCAAUACUUUCAACAAAAAUGUAUGGAGAGCUUUACUCCGCACUACCAGCCGUUUAUACCAUGGGUCAAUAGGUUACGCCAGGUGGUGUUUCCAAGUGGUGAAAGGUGGAAAAGGCUGGAGACUGGGCUCUAUUGCUCAAUGAAAAAGAUUCUUCAAGACGCACAGCAGGAUACAGGGGUGACGGCAGGCGGAUAG
Colletotrichum phormii is the source of this 2337-nucleotide messenger RNA. RefSeq lists its product as uncharacterized. The coding region runs from base 1 to 2337 and encodes 778 amino acids. Gene Ontology annotation, molecular function: protein kinase activity. Lineage: Eukaryota; Fungi; Ascomycota; Sordariomycetes; Glomerellales; Glomerellaceae. The record is from RefSeq and is a predicted model, not a curated record. The transcript is spliced from 2 exons. Gene Ontology annotation, biological process: protein phosphorylation.